AGUACCAUUUAAAUAGCAAAAUGAUAACCCCCUAAGCUUUAGAAGCUUAAACUUUAAAAGUGAAACUGUCGCACGCCAUUUUAACAUUUUUAAGAUAAUACUGGACUUGGUUUUACCCAAGCAAAAGAAUGUAGCCUACCAGGCAAUAAUUUGGGCAUCCUUAUCCGGAUGUUAUGAUCGAACAAGGAGGAAAUAAACUGUUAUAAUUUCGAGCUAUUUCUUUUCGAGUAGUUAGCGAGGAAUCGUCUUGCUAAAAUAGUCUGUCGUCGACAGUUAGCGUAAACAGCCUGCCUGGAAAUACCGGGCUUCAGUGUAGUCAUGGCCGAUGAAAACACUCAGUUUUGUGGUAACUGCAAACAUGACAUCCCAGAGGCAAACUUUACUACCCAUGAGAUUCACUGUCGAAGAAACAUUGCACUAUGUGAUGUGUGCCAGGAGCCAGUGCCCCGGUCAGACCUUCAGGAGCACAAGCUACAGGAACAUACACAGAUUACAUGCAAGUGUGGAUUGAAAAUUGAGAAGAAUCACAUUGAGGCUCACCAGAGCUCUGAGUGCUCUCAGCGACUGGUCCCAUGCCAAUACUGUGAACUGGAGCUUGUUUUCAGUCAGUCCAAAGUCCACGAGGAAUAUUGUGGUACACGCACUGAGCCUUGCCCUCGGUGCAAGUGCAAUAUAAUGCUGCGAGAACAAGCUGUGCAUCCAGUCUUAUGUGGAAGCCACACACCACCCCAAGAAAGGAACAACAGUCGGAUGAGUCGCAGCAGCCCAGUAGAACAACAGUCUUCAGAUGCAUGGUUUGAAGCCCACUCCAUCCGAAACCUCAUAAGAGCCCAGGAAAGAGGCCCUAAGAUUAAUAAUUUCAGUGCCGCAGAACAGCAGUCUUUUCCUCUGCCAUUUGACCCCUCAACUUACAACACUUCAAGAGGAUAUCAGGCCUCAGGAGACUGGAAGAAUACUACACCUCAGAACACAGCAUUUAGCCCUUUCCUGGAGCGGGGGGAUUUUCUUCGUGGCAGCAGUGCAUGGCCACGCACUGAGCAGCCAUUAGAUGAGGAUUCCUCAGGCCUCGACUACAUGUUGGCUCUCAGCCUGCAGAGUGAUGGAGAAUCUGUAGCUGGAGGUCUGGAGGGCAACAUGUGGAGUGAUGUCUGGGACCACAAGAUUGGGAAGACUAACACAUCUGUAUAUCCUUCAUUCUUUCCAACUAACAACAACUACCCAAACUUCACUGAAGGGACAAGCCCAGGUGCUGUUCAGGACCAUGAUCAAACAGAAACCAUGCUGCCAUGUGAGUUUUGUGAAGAGCUGUUUCCAGAAGAGGACCUCAUUUUGCAUCAGACUGGGUGCAGCCCUGCCUCUGCCUUUGCAUCUUUUAGCAAGCAGCCCUCUUCUCCACCCAAAGAGGACAGGAUGAGUAGGAACACAUCAGGACUAAUGCAAAGCCUUCCGAACACACUUGCAUCUAACAUUCCCACCUUCCCUCGGUCAGUCUCCCCAGCUUCCUACAGUCCCCCAGCCAGUCCACUAGAGGGCGAUGUUGUUAUUCCAUGUGAGUUCUGUGGUGUGGCUUUAGAGGAGGCUGUUGUCUUUCACCAUCAGGACAAAUGUGACAUGCGCCCUGACACUUUGCACCCACUGAAUAAUACAGCUAAGCCACCCAUCAAAAAAUCACUGAGCCCUUCUAAAGACACCUUUGGGCAGGUGUCUCCAGAUUUUCCGAGAAGAAUUAAGCACCAGGCUGACUUCUUAGAUGAGGACUCUGGAUUUGACCGGAGCAUGCAAUCAGGAUCCAAUGUAAGAGGAUGGCAGAGAAGCUACACUGGAGCUCAGAAUCAGAGGAAGAUGCCUAACUCUGAUGUCUCUGUAAAAAACGAACCUGAGCAGGGCAGGGCAGAAGAGAAACUGUGUGACACUGACACGCCUGGUUCUGCAUCAUUAAAGGGAUUUCAUAUUCCGGAAAACAAAGAAGGGAGAGGAAACAGAAUAAAACCAGCAACAAAGUUGCCCAAGAAGCAGAAUGAAGAGCAAGAAGAAGAAUAAGAGCCAGAGCUUGUGGAAAAAUAGAAAAACCAAACCUCCAACUCUGCUUUUCAUUUAUCUUUUUUGCACAUUUUUAAAAUCUAAAACGUAUAACGAUCUGAUAAGUGCCUGUGGGACCUUUAGUAUCUUGCAGUUUAUAUUCUGAUUCAUUUUAACAUCAGUGUCUAAGCAAGAAAUUUGAUUUAUACUCAUUUAUUCAGCUUAAUGUCAACUUUUGCUUCAAUAUUUGUAUCUUCAACUGUUUAGCCUGAACUAAAAACAUUUACGAUAAAUUUUAUUUGCAUUGACAGAUGUUAAACUAAAUGAGUCAUGGUUUAUUACAGGACAGAAAAACACACAUAACUUUGAUAAUGUGUUUCUGUUAAACUUGAUCUUUACCUUGUCACUGCUGCCAAGGAUUUUUUUUACCCUAGUUUUAAAGUUCCUUCUGUGUUUCUUUUUUUCCCUCUUAGUUUCUGCAACAUUAUGUAACAAAUAGCACUUUCAUGAAUUAUUUUGUUAAAAAGGGCUUGAGGAACAGAUUAGAUAUGUUUUUGCAUCUUUGACAAAGAAAAAAAGUGUUACUGACCUUUUAACUCCCCUUUUUUAUACUGUUGAAUAUUUCUCUUUAACAAUUUUCUGUAACUACUUCCUAGUACUUUAAAAGAAAUCAGUCUAUAGUGUAUGUUGUGUUUAUUAUAUUGAGGUGACUUUAAAAGCAGUGUAUCCUGUGUAAUAUUCUUUCAAGUAGUGUGAAAAUUUUUGUUGUUUCUUUGAAUCAAAUUUAAGGUUGAUGAGAUAUAUUUUUUGUGUAACUCUUAAGGAAUGCAUAAUAAAUAGGGAGCCACAAAUGGCUGAAUAUGCAAAUUCUGCUUUUCAGAUUAACACCUCAAAGCUGAGUAGCUCAUCAGUGAGACCACCUGCUGCGGAGUUGGAUUUGAGGCAGUUGUGGCAUGCAGCUGACUAUUUGUGUAAAAGAACAACUUGUGAUGUCCUUGAUCUGGUGUGAUGAUUAAAUGUUUAAAUGUA
Molecule: messenger RNA, 3048 nt
Organism: Melanotaenia boesemani (Boeseman's rainbowfish)
Lineage: Eukaryota; Metazoa; Chordata; Actinopteri; Atheriniformes; Melanotaeniidae
Gene: trafd1
Product: TRAF-type zinc finger domain containing 1
Exons: 13
Coding region: 319-2040 (573 amino acids)
Molecular function (GO): zinc ion binding
Source: RefSeq, a predicted model, not a curated record